This is a messenger RNA of Danio rerio (zebrafish), 8028 nucleotides long. The record is from RefSeq and is a predicted model, not a curated record. Lineage: Eukaryota; Metazoa; Chordata; Actinopteri; Cypriniformes; Danionidae.
CCUCUCGGGAUGAAGGUCUGCCUGUGAUAAUUAGCCUAAUGGAAUGAAUGACUGUGGAUUGACAAUAUGCAGCUGUGUGCAUGUCUGCGCGUAGGUGGAAAGUGACAAUCCUCAAGAGAAACGCUUUCAAACGUUGUUUCAUCCUCACACGAGCUGCAGAACGGAGCGCUCGGAUAUUCAGCAAAACCUGUUGAAUUCUCAGACUGGAUUACUUCACAUGUAUAUGACAAAGUUUGGAGGAUUUGGCAUCCGAGGAGAAUGAAUCGGUGCUUACGAGUGUGAUCUGAUGUGGAUGAGAGAUGCAGAGGACGGCUCAAGGCUUUUUCGACGCUGAUCCCCAUUUCCACAAUGAACCCUAUCAGUUUCCUCAUCCUCCAACAUCAUCUUUCGGCUCCAUCGUGACUGCAUCGAGUCCAGUCAAGAGAAUUACUUUCUACAAGAGCGGCGACUCCCAGUUCAAAGGCGUCAAGAUGGCCGUCCAUAAACGCACCUUCAAAUGCUUUGAUGCCUUACUGGAUGACCUUUCUCAAAAGGUUCCCCUGCCUUUCGGUGUACGUACCAUCACAACGCCCAGAGGAACCCACAGCAUUAAACAUUUAGAGCAGUUCGAGGAUGGAGGGUGUUAUCUCUGCUCCGACCGCCGAUAUGUAAAACCAAUCAACAUGGAAGAAGUAGGAAAAAGGCAGGCGGUCUGGCACCACCAUAGCCAUCCAAAUAACACCCGCCGAAAGCCGUCCCGACCUGAUGAACCCCUAUCAGGACACCAACACCACCAUCAUCGGCACCCCAAAAGGAUUAUUCUCGUGAAAAACAGUGACCCCGCUGUUCGCCGAUCUAUUAUUCUGAGUCGACGAACCGCUCGCAGUCUUCGAGUCUUUACGGAGGAGAUUUCAGAGCUCAUGCAGUGUCACGUCAAGAGACUGUACACCCUGGAGGGGCGCAAGAUCGACAGUAUUCAGAGUCUGAUGCAGUGUCCCAGUGUGCUGGUCUGUGUGGGUCGAGAACCAUUCAGGCCGUUGCUCGUUGAAAGCUUGAAGAAACUCUCAGAUGAAAAGCUUCCUGGAGUGGGCACGAGGUCACACUCCAGCGUCUGCAGUGAAGGCCAUGAAAGCAAAAAGAAUGUCAACUUUGGGCUGGAGACCAAGAAAAGCAUUAUCCAUCCAAGAUCCGACUCCAGUAAUCGAUCUACAAGAUUCUCUCUUUCUUCAGAAAAGUCCUACCAGAAUGGAUUAUGCACGACACCAGGACAGUCUGGUUGCGUCAGCACCUGUCCUUAUGUUAAAGAAGUCGUCAUGAACGAUGACAUCGAGAAGAGAGUGCUUGUUAACAAAGACGGCAGCCUUUCUGUGGAGAUGAAAGUUCGCUUUCGGCUUUUCAAUGAUGAGACCCUCCAAUGGUCCACCGAGAUCAAGAAAUCAUCAAUGAAAGUGAACGAAUCUGUAAAAGACACUGAAUAUCUUCAAGCUAAAGCCGAGUAUUCAGACCCAGACUCUGUUUGUGCAUCUGAGGCUGAGGAAGCUUUCGCAACGAAGAAGCAUCUUGAGGAAACACUUUGUCAGAACUGUUGCAACCAUUGCCAAGAAUAUGACAUUUGGAAAAACCCAAUGCAUAAAGAGCAGGGUGCCAGCAAGUCCCCCAGUUCCAGUGGAUCAUCUCAGAAAAUUACAUGCAAAAAGUCAUCUGUGGAUAGCACACGCACAAUUUCCCGCUCCAGCGGGGAGUACGUGGAGCAUGUGGUUGAGAAGGCCUCAUGCUUUCAGGAGACGAUGGAGGAAGGGGACACUAGAGUGGAAUACUGUUCAACAAGUCAUUGCUGCAGCCGAAGUGAAGUAUCCUCAGCUGGCGUCACGUCAAAGAGCAAGAAAUCAUACGAGGACGGCUGCGGGAGUCAAGCUAAAAAUAAAUGCUCUCAUACGGACAUCACAGAAGCAGAAAUCUCUCCAACGCCACAUUGUGAGCUAAUUAAGAUCACGGGAGAGCGUCCGAUUUCUGCGGUCAGCAACUCCUCCAAAGUGCUUGAGUCUUUGAAGGAAGAUCAGGAUGAUGAUUAUGAUGACCUUCCACCGAGUGUCUCCAGAGCUUCAAACUGGUCUCAAAGUUGCCACCCGGAGAGUGAUUAUCAACCAAAAUGUGCUCGUUGUCGUGGUCUCCAAAGUUCACCGCAAUCUUAUUUGUCUCCCAGACCUCCAAGUAAAGAAUCGAGCACUGCAAUUCAUUCACUGAAGGUUAAAAAGCAUAAAACUAGUUUUGCAGCUCCAGUUGAUGGAGAAUGCAUGAGCACGACAUCUCCAGUUUCAAAAGUGUCCCCUAUGUGCAAUGCAUGUCAGUGUGGAGCCAUAAGUUCGGUGGCAUCUGGUCAGGAGCAGUUGUUUGAGAAAGGAGCUUGUCGUAUCAUUUCCAGACAAAGCCAAGCAUCUUGUACGUCUAGAGGCCAAGCAAACACCCCUAGAUCCAAUGCAUCAGAUGCUCUUGAGAAAUGUGAUGAUGCUGGAAAAACAAGUGUCACAUCAGGUGUCCCAAAAAGAUCUGGUCAGUCUGGUGGAUGUUCAUGCUGUGGUAAGAGUAAAGGAUUCAAUGGGAAUGUAGAAGAAGAUGAACCAGAGAAAGCCGAUUCCAUAUUGUCAAAAAAAUCUGUUGCAUGCACUUCAAAUGUGCUUGAAAUCUCUGACCCUGUUAAUAAUGCAUCAGACGGGGAAGCCACACGGGAACGCUCUCGGUCUAAAAUUUCAAAUGCAUCUUCUACUUCAAAAAUCUCAAAGAAAUCCAACUGCUCUGCUCAUGAAAGGUGUUCUGCUGGGAGAUCAUUAAAAUCUGAACGUAAUGAAGGAGAGAGUGUCAAAGAAAGAACCAAAAGUGCCAUGUCAGCAAAGUCAGACUGCAUUAUUUCACAGAGAGACCCCACGCCAGCCUUGGUCCUGACAGAAACGGAUAAUGCUGAAGAAGAAAGCCAAGAAAGAGCUGUCAGCCCAAUGUCUGCCCAUUCAAAUCUCUCAGCUGCAUCGAAGACAUCCUACAAAUCAAUAUCUGGACAUUCAGAGAAAGCUAAAACACCUAGAAUGUGUAGUCCAAACGAUGUAGAGGAAGUGCCAUUGAAGUUGAUUAAUUCUCAGGGUGAUGAACCAGAAAGUGCUGCAAGUCCAAAUCCGACCUUGUCAGAUAAUCAUAAUGAGCAAGACACAGAGCUUCCUCAUGAAGUGAGAUCAGCUAGUGCCAUGUCUAAUAAGUCAAACCAAUCUUCACAGCAUCCAUCAAAAGACUCAAAGAGGUCUGUCAAAUCUUGUGAGUUACAAGGCAAAAGUCCCGAUGUUCUGUGUGAGUUGAAAACUGAGGAAAGGCAAUGCCGUCCACUGUCAAACUGCUCAAAAACAUCAGUAAAGUCGAAUGAAUCUUCAAAACAUUCCCAAGCAGAGGCUAAAUCCCAGGAAAGAGUUCCCAGCGCAAUGUCUGCUAAAACAAAUGCUUCUAAAAGAUCUUGUAGGUCCUGCAGAGCAAACCACAACAUUCCAGAAACCACAGUUACCUCAGUAUUAAAUGAUGCAACACCCGAUGAAUGUGCAACUCCAACAAACAAGUCAAAAAGAGCCACCAGCCCGAUGUCUCAGACCUCAGAAAAGUCUAAUGCUUGUUCUGAAAGAUCCAUCAAAUCUGAGACACAGAAAACAACACUGAAUGCCUUAACUGUGACCUCACCAUUGCCUAGGAAAAAGCAGUCUCCUUCUCCUAGGUCAACCCACAAUAGUAAAAGCAAGAAGACUGAUAGCAGAGCAGCAAGUGGCAUGUCAGAAAACUCGAAUGUGUCCCGAAGAUCUGGCAAAUGUAAUUGUCUUGGCUCCUCAAAUGGUGAUUUGAAAGAGAAAUUAAAGGAAGAUGCCAAAGAUGUAUCUGGUUUUCCUGACAAGAUCCCUUCGGAUUCAACUCUUAUAAAUAAUAUUAAAUCCUCAGAUAAUCAGUUUGAUGAGCCUGUAAGCCCUACAUCCACAGCUUCGGUCUCUCUUGGGUUAGGAGAGGAUCAGAAAGGUGAUGACUUUGAUGACCUAUCAACAAGUGGCAUGUCAGAGGAUGGUGGGAAUAGGUUGCAUGAAGUAAAUGGAGUCGAUGCAGAGGAAAGGCCUAAGACAGAAGCGUCUGUGAACUCCCAUCAUAAGUCUCCCGUUCAAGCCCUCUUGCCUGUCUCAGCUGAAAGCGUCAUGUCAGCAGAAUUGAAGAAGAGCAAGUCGGGGAGCCAGUUAAAUGAAAACAAUAUCAGAGUGCCCUCCACUUUGUCACUGUCAUCUUCACGAAGUAAGUCACCCUCGAGACUUUCUCCAGGAAGUGCUAAAAAUACAGCUAUGAAAGAGAGAGACUGCAAAGCUGUCAACAACACCAACCAUGCAGAAAGGAGUGAAGCGUCUUCAAAACAUGAGCAAAGCGAAAGAGCUGCUGGAAAAGUCACACCAGCAAGUGAGUUUUUAGACUCUUCAAAAGCCUCUGAAUGUUCAGUGAAGUCCAAAAAUGGGCAAAGUAUUAGAGAGACUGAUAAAAGAUCCAAACAUUCUUCCCAUUGUUUGGAAAUGAACGGACUAGAUAUCAAUUCUAACAGAGACCUUGAUGAUGGUAUGGUUAAAUCUCUUAAAGCAUCCACAUCAGACAAAAGAUCUGUGAAAAAUGAUGCAUCCAGGCCAAAUUCAGCAGGGAAGUCUGACAUUUCCCAAAGUCUACCACUGGAGAUGCCAAACAAGAAAAAAGCAUCAGUCAAGCAUCCUGAUUCCUCAAGCGAAAGUGUUUUAUCUCGAGCACUCUCAGCUGCAGAUCUGUUGAGAGAGAUCGUUGGCAGUGCGAGACCAGUCAGUAGAGGAUCAAAGUCUGUUGCCUCCAGCAAAAAUGUCGACAAGGUUGAAAAUAAAAGCCAAAAAAGCAGCAGAAGCAAACCCAGCCACUCUUCAGAGCACAACACUAAGGAAUUGAUGCCAUCAUGUUUGCCAAAUGCUUCCCCUACAGAAGUCGUGAACGACUGGCUUAGAAACAUUCCCAUUGGUGGCUAUGUUUAUGAAAUGGACGUUGAACAUACUGAACGUGAAGCUGGUGAGAACGCCUCCCAAAGGGACAAAAGUGAGGCACCAGAAAGCAUAAUGGAGGUUGAGGAACCUAAUGAGAAUCCCACAGGAGAGAAUCAUGUUCAGCAGGAGACCAAUGAUGUUGAGAUACAAGCAUGCGAUGAAAAAGCACAACUGGAAAUGUGUGAAAUGGAUCACAAUCCUAAAACAUUAGCCAACCAAGACAGUUUACAAAAGCAGUGUGAUUCUUCAGUUCAGGUCAUGAAGGUUUUACUCGGUCCAAAACUAGACCGAUCCAGUAGUUUACCUGAAGUUUCCCCAGUGUAUGGCAGAAAAUUAAGCCAGUCUGCUCAAGGGCUUUUGGACUGCCUAGCAAACUUAAGAUUGAUUGAUUCAGACUCUAAAGAUGAAAAGCAUCGUAAAUACAAUGAAGUUAUGAUGAUCCUACAGUCGCUCUGGCUCCAAAAGCCCAUCGAGGAUGAACAUAUAAAACAAAAUGCAAAGGUAAACCAAUCUGAGGAUGAGUUUAACCUGCGGUAUUCAUCAGGCGUUGAUGUAAAUAGUGGUUCCACCAGCUCAUUUAAAGGUGAAAAAAUAGAGACCUCACAGGGCACAAUACCACCAAUUGAAAAGCAAGAGAUUUCAAGGAAUGAUAAAGAUGAUGAAGAAGAUGAGGUUAAGUUUACAGAAUGUUUAGAUUCAUCCAAAAUCAUCCCAGAUCCGGUAACUCCAGACAUCGCAGAACGAACACAGGGAAGUCCAGUAAACACACGACAGGAUGAUGACCAGGAAAAUGAUGUAACUCAAGAAGAUGUUUCAAGUUCCGAGAAUAAGAAUGAAUCCGAUCAAACGCCACAAACGACUUCUUACAAGAGCUCUGGGAAUGAGAGUUACACGAUGAAAUCUCCAGAAAACACAAGCUCAGGAACUCCGCCGUCUGUUCAGAAAGCUACGCUCACUAAAAGAGUUUCACAAGACCCAGAUCCUGUUUGGGUCCUGAGCUUGUUAAAAAAGCUAGAAAAGCAGUUCAUGCUGCAUUACACCGACGCCAUGGCGGAGUUUAAAGUGAGGUGGGAUUUAGAUGACAAUGAGAUGCUUAAUACAAUGAUAAGCGAACUGAAAGAGGAAGUACACAAACGUAUUCAAUCAAGUAUUAACCGAGAGCUGCAAAAAAUCCAAAGCCGCACUGGCAGAGGUCCGAGACCUCCAGGAAAUGCACUUUCGAGAGAGUCUACUGCUCAAACCGAGCAACGACGCAAGCGUCUUCGGGUCAUGCGCAAUAAGUCCAUCUUGACAAGGAGUGAUGAAGAUUACACUGCAUCAGGAACUGAAAACAGCGAUCAGCGCAGUGAUGAUGAAUACUGCCCAUGCGAUGCAUGCAUAAAAAAGAAAUUGGCAUCCAGAGCAGCCCAGCGAGCUCAAGCUUUGAGUUUUGCUCCAGUUAUAAUGGAGUUUGAUCUGCGGAAAAUUUUGCAAAUGAAAAAGGACCCUGUCGAACCCUCGCAAUCAAAGCCUGAAGAACAAUGCACGGCUUGCCAAGUUGAAAAUAACUUGGAAGUUGUUCAUGAAGAGGUAGAGGAGGUCAAUGAUGAUACUAGAGGACGUGAUGUUAAAAUGGCAGAUCAAGAAGAGACAGAUGAUGCUGACAAUGCAAUCGACGCAACUUUAGACUCUGAGAAAAAAGAUCAGAACGACGAGGAAGCAAAUGAUAAGUCUGACGAUGUAGAUGAUGGUCAAAAUGAGAAAGAAGCUGAGCCCGCAAAAGAAGAAAUGGGUGUGAAUGAUACGGGAGAUGACGAAAAUGAGGAAGAAGGCAACUUAGUUGAAGAAGACAUGGAAAAAGAAGCAUGUACAGAACAUGCACCAAAUAUUGAAAAUAGUGAUUCGACUGCACAGAAAAUGACAGAAAGUGCUGAGGAAACCGAAGCAGUUGACAAACAGACUACAGAAGACCAAUCUACAGAAGAAGUAGAAGAGUCAAAUAAAGAUGAUACACCUGAAACCACUAAAGGUGAAACACCAACCAUUGAGAAGAACGCAGAUGGGACGUCAGACACAGGACAAGAUGAUGAAACCGGCAAGAUGCCAAAGGUAAAGAUCGAGAUGGAGGUCAGAGAAAGUGUAGAACAUGAAGACAAAUCUAGCUCCGUUGAGGAACAGAAUGAAACCGAUGACGCACUAGCAAAACAGGCGACGAAAACGUCAACAGAAUCUCAACAAGGAUCUAUGGAGAACUGCACAGCGCAAGCUAAACUGAAAGAUCUUCAGAGUUUCAUGGAAAGUCUUGAAAGUCAUGGAGACAGUGUGGUGAUUACUAAACAACCACCAUACAAAGAGCCACACGAAGCAGCAAACCAAAAGGACAUGUGCAACGGCUUGACUGAGUGGCAAGUGUCUCCUAAAAUGAACAUCCGGGCCAAUAAACAAAAGAAUCAGAAGAAUGGACACUAACGUUACGGAAGAGUUUUAAUAUUUUUCGCAUAAAGCACUUUAUUUUGAUGGCUGAGUUCAGACAUUUAAAGAACUAAGAGAAACUUUUAAGAGAUUUCAAAACUGUAUAUUUUACAAUUCUGUAGUCGAGUUAUUGCUUUAACUGAGGUUAAAAAGACUUUUAUGAAUUCAUGUACACAGGAAGAAAAAAAAGCAUACAUUCCAGGUCUCAGAGUCACAAAAUUAUAAACGUUUUACAGAUAAACACCAAAACUCAGGGUGCUGAACAUUGUUAUUAUUUAAAUGCAUUGUGAUUAUAAUAACCUCGAACAAGGUUAGCAUUGCAUUACAUUGAGCUGAAAUGCUAAAUGACACGAUUAUAACUCAGAAUGUGUAUUUGCAGUUGUGUUAGAUUAUGGGGUGUUAUUCCAAUUUAUAUAAGUCAUUCAGUGCUGACUGUAUAUUUGAAAGCUUUCUAAAGGCACUUAAAGCAUCUUUGACCAAGGUUGGUUGUAUGUUGCUAUUGUAUCGUAAUAUUAAUAAAUGCUCAUCUCUGAGAAUCUCA